UUUUUUUUUUUUUUUUUUAGCACAGAUCGGGUAUUAAAUCAAUCCAAUGUUUAUAUUAUAUUGUUGCCGUCCUAAUUGAGAGAUAAUGUGAAGUUUGUGAAAUCAACUACUAGGUGUGCACAGCUUCUUCUCAGUUGAUGAAGUCCCUCCACCUCGAUUGGCCGAGCUGGUCACAUGGUAGCCUAACUUUAUUCAGUUGACAGCAAGUAGGAGGGCUUUAUGGAGGGAGGAAAAAAAGACAACUCGAGAAAAAUUAGUAUUUCCUACCUUCAGAAAUUAAUGGCCAUGAGUUCGUACAUGGUGAACUCCAAGUAUGUGGAUCCAAAAUUUCCUCCUUGUGAGGAAUAUUCUCAGAACAGCUAUAUACCUGAACAGAGCCCAAGCUACUACAGUCCGUCGCAGGACACUGAUUUCCAGCAUCCCGGAAUCUAUUCACGGUCAAACUACUCUGAACAGCCUUACAGUUGUAACACUGUCCAGGGCUCGUCGGUGCAGCCGCGGGGUCAUGUGCAGGAUCAAGCCAGCCACCCUAGCCCUUAUCCCGCACAGACAGAGCAGUGUCCUGCGGUCCAGAUAUCCGGACCAAGGACUUGUGGACAACAACAAAACACAAAGAGCCAGAACGGGAUACCAGCCAAGCAGCCUGCUGUAGUUUAUCCAUGGAUGAAGAAAGUGCACGUUACUACGGUGAAUCCGGAUUACACAGGAGCGGAACCCAAACGUUCUCGGACAGCCUACACAAGACAGCAAGUUCUCGAACUAGAAAAGGAGUUUCAUUUUAACAGGUAUCUAACAAGACGGCGUCGCAUUGAAAUCGCGCAUACCCUCUGUCUCUCUGAGCGACAGAUUAAAAUCUGGUUUCAAAACAGAAGAAUGAAAUGGAAAAAGGAUCACAAACUUCCUAACACGAAAGGAAGAUCGGCGUCAGCUGGAAAUCAGCAUGCACAACACGCUCAGAAGGACAGCCAGACAGAGAUUACAACUUUAUAAGUGGAUAUCUCUCCCUCCCGCCAGAUGUACAGAUGAACUGUAUGUAAUAGACAAUGCUUCAUUUGACAUUGCAUGGUAGCAAAUCGUGACAUGUUGGGUACAAGUGCCAAAAACUGAGAACCAGAAGCACACACCAUGACUAAAUGCAGCGUAAAAGCUGCUAUGCAUUAAAAUCCCAAAUUUCGAUAUUUCCAGUAUUGUAACCCUUUGUAACUGAGGCAAAGAGGAUAUGAGGCAUCGAAUGAUGAUUCACAUGCCACCACGAGGUACAGUAAAACGUUAUAAAGCUCACGCUAUUUUACACAAACUUUCCAAAUUUGUUUCAGAGCAUGGAUCGUUUUAGUGACCCUAUUUACACCAUUUUUUAAUAUCUGUAUAUCACCCGUUUCCUCUUUUUAAAAGCAUUAUGGCAAGUUUACGCCUAUGGCGAGCCAAUUUAUCCUAACUUAAUCAUUAAAGAGAACUUAAAUAAAUAAUGUCCAGCAUAUAGUAAAUUACAAAUGUGUUAGGUGUUUUUUGUACUAAAGUCGACUGGGUGCAAGUAAUAAAAACUAAAUAAAAUUAGUUAAUAAUAAGGGGGAAAAAUCCUUGCCUGGUAAAUUAUUUAUUUGUAGACUGAAAAACUGAAGAAAUUUCCUUCUCAACCUCGUUUAUUGUGCGCGCCUCAUUAACGGUUUACGUUCUAAAAGACUAUAUUUCAGUCAAGGAAUUUCAUCAUGUUCAUGUAAUUUUUAAGAAUUUCGUUAUGGACGUUUUACAUUUGUUUAUUGAAGCUUUUUAAAAUGUCCUAUUUAAUCGAGACAGAGGGAAAAAAGUCUCUUUUUGACACGAAUACCUAUUCCAUGCCUUAUACUCCACUGUCCCGCCCGACAUCUUUGUAAACAAUAUAGCUACAAUUGCAGAAGCAGUAUUUCUGUCUUCCAGAUGUUGCCUGAAAUUCUUGAAAAGCAGCUUUUUAUUUCGCAUUUUAGAUACACGUUUAGCCCUCAAGAUGUUUGAACCUUCUAUUUAUUAAAAAUGUUAAAAAGCUUUAUGUUCUACGUGAACGUAAGUAUCGUUCAACAAUUUUCAAAUUCAGUUUUGAGUUUUUAAGUUCUUAAACAUAUGUAUAUAUUUCUGUAUAUUGUGCAUAUUUUCUACAGGCAUAUUUUGCAGUAAUUAAAUAAAUAAUAUGCAGAGAGGUUUCACUCAAACUGCAUCAUUUUGUGUUAAAACUAGAAACUCUUGAGAUAGGAAAAACACGUUUUAUCAAGCACUUUCAUACACAUUAUGUUAUUUUUGAAAAGGAAUUGGUGUUAAAUCUGAAAUGGUUUUCCAACAGUGAUUAAACUU
Molecule: messenger RNA, 2322 nt
Organism: Onychostoma macrolepis
Lineage: Eukaryota; Metazoa; Chordata; Actinopteri; Cypriniformes; Cyprinidae
Gene: hoxd4a
Product: homeobox D4a
Exons: 2
Coding region: 220-990 (256 amino acids)
Biological process (GO): regulation of transcription by RNA polymerase II; embryonic skeletal system morphogenesis; anterior/posterior pattern specification
Cellular component (GO): nucleus
Molecular function (GO): DNA-binding transcription factor activity, RNA polymerase II-specific; RNA polymerase II cis-regulatory region sequence-specific DNA binding
Source: RefSeq, a predicted model, not a curated record